UUUCUUAUUUAAACAAAAUUUUCAUUUUUUUUCAGGUUAUAGGAAAAGCAGAAGGUCGUGGCCAAGAAUGCACGGGCAUGUAACAGGUUUUUUUCUUCCUGAGUUAAUAAAUAAUUAUAAAUUUAUAGCUGUGACAGUUGCAUCAGAUUUUCAAACUAAUUACCCCCCCCCUCCACGUGCCCAAUAAAAUGAUAAAUCUUUUUUCUUCUUUAAACUUUCAGAAAAUAUGUCAAUUUAAAAUAUUUCUACUUAUUAAACUUACUUUUACUGAUAUUUUAUUCAAAAAAGAAAAUGAACGGCACAAUUAGACGAUCUGAUCCCUGUGGUGAUUAUGAACUCCUUCAACGUGUCGGCACUGGUUCCUAUGGAGAAGUCUACAAGGCUCGUGACUUGAAAACUGGCCUUUUUGCAGCUGUAAAAAUUGUAAAAUUGGAACACGGCGACAACUUUGCUUCUAUACAACAAGAAGUUUUGAUGCUUAGGGACUGUGUUCAUCCAAACAUUAUUGCGUAUAAUGGCAGCUAUUUGCGAAGGGACAGGUUAUGGAUAGUGAUGGAAUAUUGUGGUGGAGGAUCGUUACAGGACAUUUAUCAAAUGACCGGCCCUCUGACGGAACUCCAAAUUGCGUUUGUUUGUAGAGAAACACUUAAAGGACUAAAGUAUCUUCAUCAAUGGGGGAAAGUGCAUCGUGACGUUAAAGGAGCAAAUAUUUUACUUACACACACUGGAGACAUUAAAUUAGCCGAUUUUGGAAUUGCUGCCCAAAUUACUGCAACACUUGGAAAGUGUCUUUCUUUCAUUGGGACUCCUUACUGGAUGGCACCUGAUGUUGCCGACGUUGAAAACCGUGGAGGUUAUGGUUCUGAAGUCGAUGUUUGGGCUGUAGGAAUAACAGGAAUUGAACUAGCCGAGCUUAAACCGCCAUAUUUUGAAUUGCCUCCAAUUCAAGUUUUGCAUUUGAUGACUAAAUCGAAUUAUAAAGUGCCAAAAUUGAAGGACAAGAAAAAAUGGUUUGCAAGUUUAAAAUCAUUUUUUCCCCCAUUUUUUAAAAUUUUCAGGUCUCCUACGUUUGCCCAAUUUAUUAAAGCUUGUCUAACAAAAAAUCCAAAAAAGCGUCCAUCACCAGAUAAAUUACUUACGGUUUUUUAUUUUUAA
Meloidogyne enterolobii is the source of this 1155-nucleotide messenger RNA. Lineage: Eukaryota; Metazoa; Nematoda; Chromadorea; Rhabditida; Meloidogynidae. The record is from the annotation of a GenBank genome assembly.